Molecule: messenger RNA, 3405 nt
Organism: Colossoma macropomum (tambaqui)
Lineage: Eukaryota; Metazoa; Chordata; Actinopteri; Characiformes; Serrasalmidae
Gene: ptprea
Product: protein tyrosine phosphatase receptor type Ea
Exons: 21
Coding region: 462-2504 (680 amino acids)
Biological process (GO): protein dephosphorylation
Molecular function (GO): protein tyrosine phosphatase activity
Source: RefSeq, a predicted model, not a curated record
GGCUCUGCCCGCAGCUCCGCCUGCCCUUCACGGCCCGCGCGGGACUCAGCCUCGGUGAGGUGCUGGAUCUGGAUGGUGCUGCAGCUGUUCACUGAGCGACCGUGAGGGGCUUCUGUUGGCCGAGGGGAAUGCGCAAGGUGGGCUUUCACCAGGAGUGCCAGUACACAGGUGGUAAAGCACCACUUUAAGCGCGGAAUCCGUCUGGAAGCGUGCCACACCUGUACAAUCCGUUCAGCAGACUAAUCUGAACAGAACGAGGGAAAAGAGACAUAAGAAAAGAGGGAAAAGAGGAAAACGAGAGUGGAUUGGUCCCACUUUCUUCAGUCUGCUGACAGAAGAGACAGAGUGAGAGAGCAGUGGAGCCAGAGAAGCGAUGUGACAGCCGGUCUAUUCCAGCAGAAAGCCAGCUAUGAUGGACAUCAGGAUCAGCAGGCACUAAAUCUCCACUCUAUCAAGUCACAAUGAUCCCUGUUCUGUUUUUGGCAGCAACCAUAUUACCAAAUGUCAGCAGCACAAACAGCACAAGUGAAGACAGCGGGUUCGCCAGCCAUCACAUCCUGCCUACACUGUUAGUGCUCUCACUGUUAGUGCUCAUCGCAGCUCUACUGGCCUGCUAUUGCCUCAGGUUCAAAAACCAGAGAAAAGCCGACAUCACCACAGUCGACAAGAAGAUACCAAAUGGCAUUCUGGAAGAGCAAGAACAACAAACGGUGGUCUUGCUGCCCAGAUCACCCUCCACAUCCAAGAAAUACUUCCCCAUUCCUGUAGACAACCUGGAAGAGGAAUACCGGAUCCGCUCGGCUGAUGAUGGAAAACUCUUCAGAGAAGAGUACACUUCGUUACCUGGGGGUAACCCCCAAGGAUCGUAUGAGGAGGCAAACAGAGAAGAAAACAAAGAAAAGAACAGAUAUCCCAACAUUCUCCCUUAUGACCAUUCCAGAGUGGUGCUGACACAGAUAGAUGGCGUUCCACACUCAGAUUAUAUAAAUGCUUCUUAUAUAGAUGGCUACAAAGACAAAAACAAAUUCAUCGCAGCACAAGGACCAAAACAGGAGACUGUUGCUGAAUUUUGGAGAAUGAUCUGGGAGCAGAAAUCAGCUACUAUUGUCAUGCUCACCAACCUGAAAGAGAGAAAAGAGGACAAGUGUUACCAGUACUGGCCUGACCAGGGCUGCUGGACGUACGGUAAUGUGCGGGUUGCUGUGGAAGAUUUCACCGCACUGGUUGACUACACAAUACGCAAAUUCUGUGUGCAGUCUGCCAGUGAUGGCUCUAAAAACCCUCGCCUGGUUACGCAGCUGCAUUUUACCAGCUGGCCGGACUUUGGCGUGCCCUUCUCACCCAUCGGCAUGCUCAAGUUCCUCAAGAAGGUCAAACAGGUGAACCCAUCGUACGGUGGACCCAUCGUAGUGCACUGCAGCGCUGGGGUUGGAAGAACAGGCACUUUCAUUGUAAUAGAUGCGAUGAUUGACAUGAUGCACGAGGAGCAGAAGGUCGACGUGUUUGGGUUUGUGUCCAGAAUCCGGGACCAGCGAUCGCAGCUUAUACAGACAGACAUGCAGUACUCGUUCAUCUACCAGGCCCUGCUGGAGUACUUCCUCUAUGGGGACACUGAGCUGGACGUGUCCUCUUUGGAAGGACACCUACACAAACUCCACAACACCUGCACACCACAGGACCGGCUAGGGCUGGAGGAGGAGUUUAAGAAACUGACAAACAUGCGGAUAAUGAAGGAAAACAUGAGGACAGGCAAUCUUCCGGCGAAUAUGAAGAAGAACCGAGUGCUCCAGAUUAUUCCAUAUGACUUCAACAGAGUAAUUCUGUCCAUGCGGAGAGGUCAAGAAUUCACAGACUACAUUAAUGCAUCUUUCAUUGAUGGAUACAGGCAGAAGGACUAUUUCAUAGCCACACAGGGUCCUCUGGCUCACACUGUGGAGGACUUUUGGAGGAUGGUGUGGGAAUGGAAGUGCCACUCGAUAGUCAUGCUGACAGAACUACAGGAGAGAGAACAGGAUAAGUGUUUUCAGUAUUGGCCGACAGAAGACUCAGUGAAAUAUGCAGACUACACAAUAGAGAUCAAAGCAGAUACUCAAUGUGACGACACCUUCAGCCUCAGAGACCUGGUACUCACAUAUGAACCAGAAAAGGAGACGCGUUUGAUCCGGCACUUUCACUUCCACGGCUGGCCAGAGAUUGGCAUUCCAGCAGAAGGGAAGGGAAUGAUCGACAUCAUUGCUGCAGUGCAGAAACAGCAGCAGCAAUCGGGCAACCACCCCAUUGUCGUGCACUGCAGCGCCGGAGCGGGUCGUACCGGUACGUUUAUUGCCCUCAGUAAUAUUCUGGAGCGGGUGAAAGCCGAGGGCCUGCUGGACGUCUUUCAGACUGUGAAGAGUUUGCGUAUGCAACGGCCACACAUGGUGCAGACCGUGGAACAGUAUGACUUCUGCUACAGAGUGGUACAAGACUUUGUCGACAUUUUCUCAGACUAUGCCAAUUUUAAAUGAUCAAACCUGCCUUAUACAUUUCUGUUCAGUGCUUUUUUAUAUACCAGUUCGUCAGGAUUUUACCCCAUAACUGAAUGAAAUUAGCUUCUAUUUUGCUAUGCACUUGACCUCUUAAAGAUCAUAUCUAUCUGUAAUAUAAUGUCUAAUACUAAAGCUACAAAAUGGGUUUAAAAAGCUGUAAUGAGACAGAAAACGACCGUAUUUGAAUUAAUUAUUUCAUUAUGGUCUUAAAUUGUGUCUUUCAAGUCUCGUCAUAUCAUUCCAGCCAAAUGUUUUUGAUUUGAAUGGCAGUGUUUUUACCUUUCUUUUUAUAUUUUUUUUUAAAUCUGGGUCUUACCAACUAAACAGUUUCAUUUUUUUAACCCAUGUAAAGUUUGUAAAGCUGUAGGUAUUGUAAAUGUAUUUAUGUAUUGUUGCUGACAGUCCAUUCUCACAUUUUAAAACUUUUACGUUAAUGUUGAGAGAUUUUAUUUAUUCAGAUUUGUCAUACAUAUUAUUAGUGUCAAUUUUUGUUUUUACCUGAAAAUCUAGCAAAUGCAAACAUAAGCAUAUUUGGACAAAUACAUUAAAACCUCAGUGAAUUUACAUUGUGAAUGAACAAAGAAACGGAAAAGCUACAGAUUUUGUAUCAAAAUUAGCUCGAGUGAAUGCACCAUUCAGUAAGACAGGAACAGUCCUGUUUCCACUCAAAUAGCAGCACCGUCAGUAACGUGGCCUAAAAACAGACCCUAUCAGGAUCAUAACGUAGCUGCUGGUGGUCCUGCCUGUCUCCAGGUCAACAAGGCUGGAAAUAGCUGCACAGGUUUUCAAAGCACAUUGAUUAAUGUCCAUUGCCUUGCACAAAGCCAAGAAUUUACAAAUGAAAGAGAUAAUGUGUUAUUAAAGGAUGAUAUAUACAUUC